AUGAUGGCGUCUGACGAUGAAAAGCAGACGGGCAAGCUCGGUCAGCCCGACCUGGGCACCGUCGGGAGUAUUCAGGAGAUCUACCCCAGCCAAAGCAAUGCGCUGGUGGGAGGCCUUCAUCGCCGUUUGAACAACCGGCAGAUCCAGCUUAUUGCCGCCGGUGGCUCGAUCGGCACGGCCCUGUUCAUCAGCAUCGGAGGCGGCCUCGCUAAGGGCGGACCUGCCAGCCUCGUGAUUGCCUACACUGUCUACUCAAUCAUCCUCGCCCUCGUCAAUAACUCAAUCGCUGAAAUGAACACAUACAUGCCCGUGGCCGGCGGCUUUGUCCGUCUUGCAGGCUACUGGGUCGAUGACGCGCUCGGUUUCCUGGCGGGAUGGAACUUCUUCAUCUACGAAGCCCUCAUCAUCCCGUUCGAGGUUACCGCAUUGACUUUCACCAUGUCGUUCUGGAGUGAAGAGAUCACGACUCCCGGCCCCACCGCUGGUGUAUGUGCUGCUGUUAUUGUGCUCUAUGGUGCAAUUAAUAUCCUUGCCGUCAGAUUUUAUGGUGAAGCCGAGUUCUGGCUCUCUGGAGGCAAGCUCAUCCUGAUCUUCAUCCUGUUCGCUUUCACAUUCGUGACUAUGGUUGGUGGUAAUCCACUACACGAUGCCUACGGCUUCCGAUAUUGGUCAAGUCCAGGAGCCUUCGCCGAGUACAUCACAAAGGGAGACCUGGGACGCUUUGAGGGCUUCCUCGCUGCUCUCUGGAGCGCUUCAUUCACUGUCGUCGGACCCGAGUACAUCUCCAUGGUGGCGGCCGAAGCAAAGCGUCCCAGCAUUUACAUCAGGGCGGCAUUCAAAACCGUUUACUUCCGCUUCUGCAUCUUUUUCGUCGUUGGCGCUCUUGCCGUGUCGGUUGUUGUACCAUACAAUGACCCGGUGCUUUACAACAUUUAUUUUGGAGAUGGCGCAGGCGGCUCCGCGGCAGCCUCGCCAUACGUUAUCGCCAUGAGCAACAUGGGAAUUGGCGUUCUCCCUCACCUUGUCAACUUCCUCAUUCUGACCUCGAUUUUCUCGGCCGGAAAUACCUACACCUACUGUGCGACGAGAACUCUCUAUGGUUUGGCACUUGAUGGCCGGGCACCCAAGGUUCUUCGUUAUUGCAAUAAGAAGGGUGUGCCGGUGUACUGUUUUAUGGUUGUCAUGCUGUUUCCCUUCCUUUCUUUCCUCCAGGUCAGCAAUGGAUCAGCUAAAGUCUUGAGCUGGUUGACGACCAUCGUGACUGGCGGCGGGUUGAUCACAUUCAUGAUCAUGUCCAUCACCUUCAUCAACUAUUAUAAAGCGUGCGAGGCGCAAGGCGUCGAUCGCAGGACGAGACCUUACUACGGGUGGUUCCAGCCAUAUGGGGCUUACAUUGCGUUGACGGCCCAGCUUAUCAUCGCCCUCGCCUACGGAUACACCUCCUUUGUCCCGUGGAGCGUGGAGAAUUUCUUUGCCAAUUACACCAUGCAACUAUUGGCUCCGAUUCUGUUCUUUGGAUGGAAGAUCUUCAAGAAGACCAAGUACAUUAAGCCUCACGAGGUUGACCUGGUGUGGGAGCGGCCCAUGAUUGAGACCUAUGAAAACUCGAUUGAAACACCGCCGGUCGGAUUCUGGACUGAAAUGGGCCACAUGAUUGGUAUUGGACGAAAAGCCAAGGUUAGCAGUGACGCAUAG
Clonostachys rhizophaga is the source of this 1695-nucleotide messenger RNA. NCBI's taxonomy places the organism in Eukaryota, Fungi, Ascomycota, Sordariomycetes, Hypocreales, Bionectriaceae. The record is from the annotation of a GenBank genome assembly.